This is a messenger RNA of Brassica rapa (field mustard), 889 nucleotides long. RefSeq lists its product as uncharacterized. The record is from RefSeq and is a predicted model, not a curated record. Lineage: Eukaryota; Viridiplantae; Streptophyta; Magnoliopsida; Brassicales; Brassicaceae.
UUCGAGGAGGUGAAACCAAAUUCAUUCACCAGCUAUGAAAUCUCUUCGCUUGAUUUCGACAGCUCCCCUUACUCCGUUUCUUUCUCUUUCUCGAACUCGAGUUAUCUUCAAGGCUCCAGCAAAGAGAUGCGGUGGCGGUUUUGUCACUAUGUCUCUGGAUUCAAACUCAGAGAAGAGCUCGAGUUCUUCUGAGGGUGUGUCGAUCAGUGUCUUGGAAGAUCAAUCCAUCAACGAUUUCAAGAUGAAACUUGGAAGCUCUGUUUCUCCUCCUCCGCGUUUAAUCAAUCCAUUAGGCAAGACGAUGAGUAGAAGCGAUCAGGCGUUUCUUCUCUUGGCCUUCAUCGCUUGCACCACUUCAGUUGCUUUUACAAGUUUUGUGCUUACAGCAGUUCCCACACUUCUGGCCAUGGGAAGAGCUGCGUCUUCCUUUGCUAAGUUAGCCGACACGGCCCGCCAAGAACUGCCUAGUACCUUAGCAGCCAUAAGGCUCUCCGGCAUGGAAAUAAGCGAUCUUACUCUUGAACUAAGUGAGUUAAGCCAUGAAGUUACUGAAGGGGUAAACAAAUCAGCUAAAGCGGUUCAAGCAGCUGAAGCUGGAAUCCGACAGAUUGGGACACUUGCACACCAGCAAACUCUCUCAAUGAUUGACGAGAGAGCAAGUUUACCAGAAAUAUCACUGCAACCUGUCGUGGCUGGUGCAGCGAAGAGGACUUCUCACGCAAUAGGCAAAGCAUCCAAAACACUAAUGAACAUUAUAACCGGAGGUGAUAAGGACGAAGAUUCUUCCUAACACGUUUAGAAGCUAUCACUUUUAAUUUUCUGUUCCUUUUUGCAAGUUAUCAGUACUUUAAAGAAAUAAUAACAAUACAACAAAGAGAUCGAAGACGAA